AGUCUCGUGCGGCCACAGUGUAGAGUGGGCGUUAAAUCCAUCUUCUUCCCCAGCUCAUACAUGACUUCACGGUUAACGUUACACAAGUUGUGAAAUUUUCUGUCGCAGUCGGCCGACAAAGAUGACCGAAAGCUCCGCGAACAAGCCGUUUAACGGAGACGCCUGUCACCAGACCUCAAAUGGUAAAACAUUUAGCAAAAAUGGCUUCGUGAAGAACCACUGCCUGUUUCAACAGCCACAGAAGUAUCGCCGCCCCAGGGAGAAGAACCAUAAUAUCACUCACAACUCCAGCCUGUACAAGAAGCCCUUUGUGGAGUCAUUUGAGGAGACUCCUCUACUGGUGGCUGUGCUCACAUAUAUGGGCUAUGGCAUCCUCACCAUCUUUGGCUACCUCCGAGACUUCCUCCGCCACUGGAACAUUGAAAAGUGCCAUGUGGCCCGGGAGAGAGAGGAGCAGAAGGAUUUUGUCCCGCUCUAUCAGGACUUUGAGAACUUUUACACCAGGAACUUAUACAUGAGGAUCAGAGACAACUGGAACCGACCCAUCUGUAGCGUCCCUGGUGCCAAGAUGGACCUGGUGGAAAGAGUUUCCCACGACUACAAUUGGACCUUUGAGCACACGGGCAAAGUGGUGAACAAUGUCAUCAAUAUGGGCUCUUACAACUACCUCGGCUUUGCUGAAAACAUUGGGGCUUGUGCCGAUGCUGCUAUUGAAGUCACACAAAAGUACGGAGUUGGAGUAGGCAGCACUCGCUGUGAGAUGGGGAACCUCGACAUCCAUGAGGAGCUGGAGCAUUUGGUUGCCAGGUUCCUGGGUGUUGAGUCAUCCAUGGCUUUUGGCAUGGGCUUUGCAACCAACUCCAUGAACAUUCCUGCACUCACUGGGAAGGGUUGUCUUAUCCUUAGUGACGAGCUGAAUCAUGCAUCGCUGGUGCUUGGAGCCCGCCUGUCUGGCUCCACAAUUCGGGUCUUCAAACACAACAACAUGCAAAGCCUGGAGAAGCUUCUGAAAGAUGCUAUUGUACACGGGCAGCCAAGAACCCACCGACCUUGGAAGAAAAUCCUCAUUGUGGUGGAGGGCAUAUACAGUAUGGAGGGAUCUGUAGUGCGUCUGCCAGAGGUAAUUGCUCUGAAGAAGCGCUACAAGGCCUAUCUGUACCUGGAUGAAGCCCACAGUAUCGGGGCCCUGGGGUCUAACGGUAGGGGAGUGGUGGACUACUUUGGCAUGGAUCCCAAAGACGUGGACAUCAUGAUGGGAACAUUCACCAAGAGCUUCGGUGCUGCUGGAGGAUACAUUGGAGGCAAAAAGGAGCUGAUUGACUAUCUGCGACGCCACUCUCACAGUGCCCUGUAUGCAACCUCCAUGUCCCCUCCUGUGGCCCAGCAGAUAAUCGCUUCUAUGAAGAUCAUCAUGGGAGAGGAGGAGACCACACUAGGGGCUGAUCGCCUCAGACAGCUAUCAGAGAACACCACCUACUUCCGCAGGAAACUCCGCGACAUGGGCUUCAUCAUCUAUGGCAACGACGAUUCGCCUGUCGUACCAAUGAUGCUUUAUAUGCCUGCCAAAAUUGGGGCAUUUGGUCGGGAGAUGUUGAAGAGGAACAUCGGCACAGUGGUAGUCGGCUUCCCAGCAACACCCAUCAUCGAGUCGCGAGCACGUUUCUGCGUUUCAGCUGCUCAUACCAGAGAGAUGCUUGACACAGCAUUAGAGGCCAUCAGUGAAGUGGGUGACCUGCUGCAACUAAAAUACUCCAGACGUGAACAGCCACUUCCCUCUCUGGGAUGGAUGUCUGAGGAGAGCCUGCUGCAAGACUGAGCCACAUCAUCCCCUCCAGCCCUCGUCCCAAUUCCCUUUCCCUCCUUUAUUUUACCUUUUCUUGUCUGAUAUCCCUCAUUUUCCUCUGAGCCAGUCUCUCCACCCCACAUCUCCAUAUCCUUUCACAUCAAACUCCUGAGGACUCACCAGAAACAAAGCCUUCACCCUGGUCCACCCCGUUUUAAAACCUGCACACUAGCAUCGCUCAUUAGCCUGUGUGCAGUCUGUGACAUGUCCAGCUUCUUCACCUCUAACAGGGGAGGACCAAAAUCACCCACAUCUUUCGGUGUCCGUUGUUAAAAAGUGUGUUAAGAGCCUUUCAGUUUGUCCUAACUUAUUGUGACUGCAUUGGUCUAACGUCAAGUCUUAUUCCUAUGUACACAUUCAAUGUGCACAUAGGAUCUUAUUUGUGCAAUAGUAACAACAAUGUGGAGUUUUCUUGUCAAACAACCUAGAGCAAAGUAGACUGAUUUGUGCCAUGAGUUCCUACUUGUGCACUUGGAGAAAAAGAAAUCUGAUCAUAGCCAUUGCUAUGAUGCACUCAAAAUGAAAGAAAUUAUAAAUGUAAAUAUUAUUUAUCCCAAAGUUGGUUAAACUACCUUAGGGUAUUAUUCCAACCCUCAAAGAGAGAAUACAUUAUUUCACUGGAGUAACAUACGCAUGUUUUCUCCAUAUGUAUUUAUCUGAUGGCUUUUUUCCUAAUCAUUUUUACUUGAAUAGAGCGUACAGAAUAUUGGGUUCUUUCCCUCACCAAAGGAUAUAUAUGUAUAGAUAUAUUUUCUACCUUUUUUUUCUUAAAAUGCAAAGCAGAUGUUCCAAAAGAAAACAUUUAACAGGGAAAGAAUCCCAGGGAGCAAGACUAAGGAAUAUUUUUUACUGCUUAUUUUCUAGAAAUAUUUUUCAGCCUUAUUUACUGUUUACACCUGCACUCAAAAACUUGAGCCCAGUGUCUUUAACAUUUCUAUAAGCUAAUGAGCUACAUGUGAUUGUUUGUUUGUUUUUGUUUUUUCUCCUCUCCGUUCAGUCGUUCACACUCAUGUGCUUUCAUGUAAAUCAGCGUCAACACCCAUCUCCGAGCACAAUGACACGCUGUAACUAGGAUCUGUAUGUAUGACGACGCUUUGCCCACGUUUAUCUGAUAUACAGACAGCUUUAUUUAGUUGCCUGCUUCAGCUAUCUUACUUGUGUGAGAAAUGUAACUAUUACCUGAAAGGCAGCUCCAAAUGUUUCUCAGUGGAAGGUGUGUAUUUUAACUGACUACUUACGUGUCUUAACUUCAGUGCAGCACUACUGACAGGCAUUGUAAAUGCACAGAUGACGUAGUUACUGAAAUAUGCAAGACUUGUUUAGGUAUGCUUCAGAUGUCAUUGUUUUUCCUCAUAAUUUAUCAUCUGUGAGCAUCUGCUGGAAGGACAUUCCUUAUCAACUUGCUUUCAUUAUUAAGUGUUUGUUUUCUUUUACUGUUUUGUCUGACUUUUCUGUGAGGUCACCCCAAACAUGGCAUACAUGCCACUGUCAAACUUCCUGUUCAUAUGUGUGUUUAUGUUCUGUCACUUUAUUGAUGUGAAUUGGAGGGUGCAUCAGUGUAGCCAGUCUUAAAGCUGGCAAAUGUCUGGUAAUGUGACCAUUCCUACACGUUUAUGAAAGUGAUUACAACACAAGUUUAGAGUUGCUUUUGUUGAUGUUUAUGGCAUUUUAGCACAGCAUGCCAAGGUUUUUUGGGGUCUCUUUUCACAGUACAUCCUUUAGAAAUUAGUUGCAUUUUUCUGUUAGUCAUUCCAGUAUUGUUUUUUUUUUUUUUUAACAGAAAAUGGCUUUAAUAACAACUCAGUGAUGCAUUUGCUUUUAAUAAAUAUUAUAGAAAAGGUGGAACAUGUGACUAUGAUCUGGAAUUGCACUCUUCAGAAAAAUGUGCUCUGACAUAAAGAAUUCUUCUAGUCAAAGUUUCCUCUCAAGCUGUCUACAGCACCAUGCAGUAUGUUCAGUCUCUACAUUUCUGUCUAUGGAGGCAAAAAAUCUAAUUGCAAACAGCAACGUGACUGUUUCUCUCAGCCAGGUUUCCCUCACUGAAACUGAGGAAUUAAAGUCCAGAGAGACCUUUUCCAGUCUACCUACCACAAAUACCUGUGAACUGACCUGCAGUGACCAUUGGAAAGUUACUUAUCAGCUGCUUUUGCCCUUGGAGUUGUAUUUGGGUUGAAGAUAAACCACUUAGAGGGGUUUGUAAAGCCAUGAUGAUUGUUGACCAUGCUGUUAGAAAAAAAGUGCUAUAAAGAUUAAAUCACUUUCU
Messenger RNA from Xiphias gladius (swordfish), 4106 nucleotides. It is a transcript of the gene sptlc2b, whose product is annotated as serine palmitoyltransferase, long chain base subunit 2b. Gene Ontology annotation, biological process: ceramide biosynthetic process; sphingosine biosynthetic process. Gene Ontology annotation, cellular component: serine palmitoyltransferase complex. Lineage: Eukaryota; Metazoa; Chordata; Actinopteri; Istiophoriformes; Xiphiidae. Gene Ontology annotation, molecular function: serine C-palmitoyltransferase activity; pyridoxal phosphate binding. Bases 122 to 1816 code for a protein of 564 amino acids. The record is from RefSeq and is a predicted model, not a curated record. The transcript is spliced from 12 exons.